AUCCCUAUGUGGAGACACCUAGGAGUGUUUGUUGAGCUGUUUGAAAGCAGAAGUAAAAAGGAAAACUAGUUUCACUUCUGCUUCCGUGAAGCUGCCAGUACAAAGUCACCGAAUGAGUGCCAGGGAGUUUACACUGGCUGAAGGAUGAGGAAGAAGAGUUUAUCUCAAAGGUGAAGUAUGUCCAGCUGUCAGUUCCCCAUGUCGGUCAGCGACUCCAGCCUGGAGGCCUGGACGGCGAUCGCCUCCGGGGGUUUCGGACAAGUAUUCAAAGCCAGGCAUCGAGGGUGGUGCUGCGACGUGGCCGUCAAGCUGCUUCACCACGAUGACCGGAACAGCGAGUCGGCGCUGCUGAAGGAGAUCGACAUGGCGCGCCAAGGGAGCAGCCCGCACGUGGUCCUGGUCCGAGGGGUCUUCAAGGGCCGGCCGCCCGGCGUGGGCUCUACGCGGCUGGGCCUGGUCAUGGAGUUCAUGGAGAGAGGAUCCCUGGCCUCCCUGCAGCACAGCUUAAACGAAGCCCCGCCCUGGCCGCUGGUCUGCAGACUGGCUCACCAAGUGGGCCUGGGCAUCAACUUCCUGCACAGCCUGUCGCCUGCUCUGCUGCACAUGGACCUGAAGCCCAGCAACGUGCUGCUGGACUGCUCUCUCAACGCCAAGCUCACAGAUUUCGGCCUUGCGCGGCUUCACUGCAGCGUCUCGUGCUCUUCAAAGAAGACGAGUGAUGAGGAAGGUGGGACGAUCCGGUACAUGCCGCCGGAGGCUUUCGACCUGUUGUACAAACCGGACAAAGCCUCCGACAUCUACAGUUAUGGUAUCCUCUUGUGGUCCAUUGUCACAGGGAAACCACCAUAUGGACGAGCUCAGUCCAGCCUGGUGCAGUAUCGCAUCCCAAAGGGGGACCGUCCAUCGGUGCCCGAGUUCAUGCUCCGGGCCGACGGGUGUGCCGGGUUUGCCGAACUGAGGCGGCUCAUGGAGAGAUGCUGGGACCAGGCACCCGGAAAAAGACCCUGCGCCCUCGAGUGCGCAAUCGAGGCAGAAAAACUGCACAAGAUGCACAAAGAGGACAUCAACGACGUCGUCCACGCCGUGCAGAGGAUACUGGACAAAGAAAAGGACGCCCAAAGAAUGCUGAAGCAGUUUGAGGGGAUUCACGUCUCUCCGUUUUUAGGAAGCGGGCGUUGGGAACCAGAGAGUCACGUUACCGUGCCAACGGGUCGCACACCAAUCCAGGAAAUGGAUGGCAGUAGGACAGCAGAUCAGAAAGACAUUGCGCGAGUCGAAGCUUGUCUUCCCUUUUCAGAUCCGCCUUCAUCUCGGCAUCUGGGCGACGACGUGAGCCGGCGGCCGACGGACGAUAAAGUGAAAAAGUCCUCCGUUUGCCCCAUUCGAUCCCCCCCGUCGUCUCCUUCCGCUCGGCGGCCCGCUGGGGGAGGAACGGAAAAGGCCCCCCAGCAGGGUUCGAAGCAAGAGCGGCCUUCGAAGUGUCAACGGCAGAAUUCCAGCCCCGCCCCUCAGCGCGUCAUGGAGAUCCGCCUCAGCGACGUGGUGGGAUUACAGUACGGCGACAACAACAGCAUGAGCAUCCAAACCGUUCUCCCCCGAGAGAGGAGACGGCACCCGACGGCCCCGCCGGGGGUCAACCACCCAUCGCAGCGCCGAGGGAGCCGGAAGGACACGACGGGAGGACCGCCGCCACCUUGAGUUCUCUAAUUCCACGAAACAGCCCUCUACACUUCAUACAUACUUUCUUCUUUUUUUGUUGCUUUUCAAAUGUAGAAAGUCCAUGUGAAACGUCAUUUUAAAUACUUUUUUUUUUUAAUUUAAAAAAAACCCAAAACUAAAUAAUAGUAAAUAAUUUGUAUUGUAUUAUUUGUAAUAUAGAUUAAGGCCUGUCUUAAUGCAUUCAUUUGUUUUUUUUUUAUUACUAUGCGUCUCUUUUAAGAAAACCGUUCCGACCCUAAGAACUUCCUGAUGCAUUUUGCAUUUACCUUUUUUACAGAUAAAAUAAAAAAUGCAGGCGUGUACGAUCCAGCAUGUUGUUUCCGUUGCUGUAACGGCGCUGCCAUGAAAUGUCAGCUUCUUGAAAACUUUGAAUUGCUUCAUCCUAAAGGUACAUUACAAAAAAUAUGAAGAACCUGGAGAUUGUAUAUGUUAAAAAAACAUAGUUUACUUAGAUUUAGAUUUCUGAAAACCUCAGGUGUGUUUUUUCAUGUUCCUUUACAACUUCACUUUUGUUUUAAUCAAUAAAUGCUUAUUUUAUUAAGUUAUUUUAAAGGAAAGUAUUCUCUGAUUUCAGCUUCUCAGACUUGAGGUUGAAACCAGCGGUCAAACAAACCACUCAAUUCUUUGACUGUUUUCUUCUUUUUUAAUAAAUAUAUUUGAAUAAUAA
Molecule: messenger RNA, 2386 nt
Organism: Gasterosteus aculeatus aculeatus (three-spined stickleback)
Lineage: Eukaryota; Metazoa; Chordata; Actinopteri; Perciformes; Gasterosteidae
Gene: ripk3
Product: receptor-interacting serine-threonine kinase 3
Biological process (GO): protein phosphorylation
Molecular function (GO): ATP binding; JUN kinase kinase kinase activity
Source: RefSeq, a predicted model, not a curated record